AAUUGAAGAAUUAGUUGAGGCAAAAGAAAAAAAAAAAAGAAAAAAUGGCUGAUAUACCGGAAACCAUUAAAAAAUGUGCCGCCAUGUUGAAGGCUACCAAAAGUGAUACCGAAAAAUUCGCUGCCUUAUUUAUGGUCACGAAACUGGUAAAGGGUAAAGAUUGUAACGCCAGCGCUAAGAAACUUUUAUUUGAAUCGAUCGGCUUUGAUUUUCUAAAGAAGUUAUUAAAUGGUAAAAAUUUACCGAAUGAUUGUCCACCUUUAGUGUACAAAAGUGUAGCUUUAUCUAUACUGACAUGCUUUUGCCAAGAGGAAGAAUUGGCCACACAUAAGGAAAUGCUGGAAGCUAUACCCACUUUAGUUGAAAUUGUCGAGCAAGCCGACGAUGAUGAUUGUGAUGAUAAUUUAAUUGUCGUUAGCGAAGCAUAUAGCUGUUUGAAAUCGAUUGCUUCCUUUGAACCGGGUCAAAAUAUUUUAAUCGAUUCGGGAACAAUUGCUAAAAUGUCACAAAUAUAUGCGGCUCAAAGUUUUCAAACAGAUGAAGCUUUACAAUUGAUUGUAUUAUUGGUGAAUAAAUUUGGUACAGCAGCUUGGUCGGAUGAUCCGAAACCGUUUAACGCUUUAGUGCAACGAAUUUCAUUAGAUAUGGAAACCGAUCAUAGUGAUCGUAAAUAUGAUUUAUGUAAAAUUUUAGCCGCAAUUUUAAAAACAUGCAAACGUGAAAUAAUUUAUAAUUCGUUAGAAGGUGAAAUAUGGCCGGAGAGUUUACUUAAAGGUUGCGGUGAUAUAUUAAAAAGUAAAAUUGGUCCUAAGCAGCGUGAACCCACAUUGCAUUUAAUUGCCACCACACUACAGGUACUCGGUAUACAAUGGGCUUUCAUGAACGAUGAGAAGCAAUUUUAUUUGCUCAUAUUGCAAAUGGCCGCUAUCGAGGUGCGAAUGCAAAUGGAUGAGAAGAAAUUGGAGACAACGUUCCGUAAUGCUGAGCUUAUACAAAAUUGUUUUGUGAUUUUGCAAAAAUGUAUCGAAUAUUUGGCAACCGAUCAAUUGGAUUUAGAGCCUAAGGAAAAGCAAACAACGUACACCGCAUUAAAAGGUGCUUUCAAUCAAGUCCUGUCCGUUUUGAAUCGGAUAUCGAAUGAUAAAAUCAAAGAUACAACAAAUCCUAAGGAAAAAUAUUUCAUACGUGCCUCAGUGGGUAUAUUAUCGUCGUGGUUAGCUCAAGAAACUACCGCCAUGCGACCGGCAAUUUAUAAAUUAUUGCCGUUUAUGUUUAAAGUAGCUAAUGAGUCGUUUGAAGAGUUCAAAGAAUGGCGUUCGGCAGCUGGCGUGAAGAAUUUCGAUCCACCAACCGAUAUAUUACGCGUUAUGCUACCGGCUAUAUGCCAUUUAGUGUUGGAAGACGAAGCUCGCAAAUUGAUAUUUUCGACUAAACAAGAUGAGGUUUUACUUCAGCAUAUUGAGUAUUAUUUCACUAUCGCUCAUUAUAAACGACCACCGAUACCGCGAGCCGAACGUCUUAAACGAAUGAACGAGCCCGAUCCGAAACCCUCACCCGAACAAUUGGCCGAAAUGCAAAAUGCUCGUUUAGCAAUCAUAUCGAUGUGCAAUAUACUUAUGAAUUUAACCGUUUUGGAACCAAAAUUAUCCGAGGAUGAUCCGAUGUUUGCUAAUCUAUUUAAAUUUGUCGUUGAAAGUUUACCCGAAUUGAAGGACACACCCGAUAAUUUAGUAUUACAUGGUAAUUUGUCUGUCUUAGGAUUACUGCUGCUUAAGCAGCAAGCGAAACGAGUUAAACAAAAUGAUUUCUCAAUAUGCCGUUAUAUACAGGCAACUAUACGUUUCCUAUGGGAUGCUUAUAAUAUUGACGAAUCGAAUGAUCCUACUGCCUUGGUUGUAGUUAUCGCUUAUAAAAAACACUGGAAUGAAUUAUCAGAAUUAUGGUUUUUGGGUAUGCAAACUAUGUGCGGAGUUUUACCGGCAGUUCCAUGGAUAUCGGAAUUCGCUAUCGAAUCAGGUUGGGCUGAGGGUAUUGUUCAUUUAUUGAAGAAGGUCAAAAUCGGUACUCUACCGGCGAAUGUGAAAUCGGCCUAUGAAGAUUUUCUAUCACAAUUGGUCGAAGUAAAUACUACGGUUCCUGGCGUCUUGAAGAAGGCCGAUGCUUUACGCGUUUGCCGUAAUCAUCGCAUGAUGGAAUUGGGAAAAAAACUCUUUGGAGAUUAAAACACCGUUUUUUUUUUUUUUUUUUU
This is a messenger RNA of Glossina fuscipes, 2248 nucleotides long. RefSeq names its product neurochondrin homolog (gene Neurochondrin). Lineage: Eukaryota; Metazoa; Arthropoda; Insecta; Diptera; Glossinidae. The coding region runs from base 45 to 2222 and encodes 725 amino acids. Gene Ontology annotation, cellular component: dendrite. The record is from RefSeq and is a predicted model, not a curated record. Gene Ontology annotation, biological process: regulation of neuronal synaptic plasticity; neuron projection development. The transcript has a single exon.